AUGGAUUCAAGGAAUCCAUAUAGUCAGUCUCGUAGUUAUGUAGGCCUUCUUAAUAGUCAGAACUUUCCUUAUGAAAGUUAUCCUUCUACUUUGAACUUUGGAGCCUUAGAAAUCCCUCCUUUUAGUUCACAACAAACCGACGCUCCAGAUGUACGUGAAGACACACCAGUGGCCUGUAGGGAGAGAAGGAAAUGGACUCCAGCUGAUGACGAGCAAGUCCUCAUGCUAGAGAGAGUGGUGAACCAAGAGAGCAUCUCCAUUGUAAGCAGAGGUGGCACAAAAUCAAUGACUUCACCAACAAAUUAUGUGGUGCAUAUGCGGCAGCAGAGAGACAGAUCAGUUCUGGCCAGAAUGACAAUCGAUCUUCUCAAGGUGGCUCAUGACAUCUUCUACUCUGAUCACAACACGAAAUUUAAUCUUAAACAUGCGUGGUGUGUGUUGAGGUAUGAGCAGAAAUGGCUUAACCUUAACACUCCUAAACCUAGUGGGAGUUCAAAGCGAAAAGCUGUAGAGACAUGUUCACAAACUUCAAGCUCCACUGUUGGUGAUCAUGAGAUCCGUCCUGAAGGUAUCAAGGCUGCUAAAGCUAAAAGGAAUAAUGCUCAAGGGAAGUCUCUUGCUGAGUAUACGAGCAUUUGGGAAAUGAAGAAGGAGGAUCUCAUGAUGAAGGAGAAACUGUCAAAGCUUGUCAUACUAGACACACUCCUAGCCAAGAAAGAACCACUAAGUGAGGCUGAAGAAGUUGUCAAGAAUAAGCUACUCUCCCAGUAUUUCUGA
Messenger RNA from Brassica napus (rape), 777 nucleotides. Its product is annotated as glutathione S-transferase T2-like. Bases 1 to 777 code for a protein of 258 amino acids. The transcript is spliced from 2 exons. NCBI's taxonomy places the organism in Eukaryota, Viridiplantae, Streptophyta, Magnoliopsida, Brassicales, Brassicaceae. The record is from RefSeq and is a predicted model, not a curated record.